UAGAAACCGCUGGUAAGCUAAAUUGAGUCCCAAAUUGAUCGGCUAGUAAUACAAAUUUGCUUUGAGUUCUAUGCAAUAAACGCUGCCGAAUCCUGAAAUUUGAACCUGUGCAGAUGAGGCAAUAAGUAAGGUCUGUCAUGAGUUCCAAAGUAGAGGUGGAUGUUUCAGCCAAAGAAGAAGAUCCCACUUCUUUCACUGUCUCCAGUGACGCUCUGUCCUCCAAUGAUACCCUGUCACGGAGAACAUGCCCGCAGACCACCACAACACUUAUCCUGCCAGAACUCGGAAGCCUGGCCCCUCUUGGUACAGCCCCUGCUCCCAGUGCACAGAACGCGGAGGUCUCUUCAAGUGCAGUUGAGGGUAGUAAUGGAGCCACAGCUGGAGAGGUAGAGACGCCCACUCUGGCCCCCCAGGUUGGGGGGACCUGUAGCAUUGUCCAUGUGCUGGAGUGGAAAGAAGGGAUGGCCAUUUUACCCAGCAGUAACCUUAAGUUCUGUGUGAGUGACUGUGGAACACUGGAAAUGAUCAGCCCAGGGAAAAUCAGCAGUGCUGAAUCCGCAGUAGUGGUUUCUGGAAAAACGUCUGACUCCGAAAACAGGCCAACUAACAACACAGGUAGCCAACUGGCAAUUGAUGUCAUGUCUCCUCUCAACUCCGUGGGUGUUGUGGCCCCGGACCAGGAGAGGCCCCUCAAGAUUGAGUCUAAGACCCAGGGAGGGCCAGGAGCACUAGGAGGGCCAGGUGCACUAGGAGGGCCAGGAGGACUAGGACGGCCAAGCCAACUUAAAAACUGUGAUCCCAUGGCACAGAGAACCUACCCCGAGCAGCUACGCAGGGAGCCCAUGACUGAUAAGAGGGUGGGAGGUGCAGAGAAGAUACCAGGGGCCAGGUUGGCAUCUUUGGACCCUGAGCUGCUGAAACCCAUGAAGAAAAGGAAGAGGAAAGACUACAUGAGUCCGUCAGAGGAAGAGUCUGAGCUGGACGGCAUGGAUUAUUUAAAGACAGAAGUCAGACACAACAGAGCAGGGGCUGGUGAGGUCAAGGUGGAGCCCUGGACAUGGGCACAGUAUCUGGAGGAGACCAAAGCAGUGGCAGCUCCAGCUAAACUCUUUCAUGAGUCUCAGAGAGUCCCACAGUGCCGAAGCGGAUUCCGUCAGGGCAUGAAGUUAGAGGGCAUCGACCCACAGCAUCCCUCCAUGUACUUUGUUCUGACUGUGGCUGAGGUCUGUGGCUUCAGGCUGCGUCUCCAUUUUGACGGCUACUCAGAUUCUCACGACUUCUGGGUAAACGCCAACUGUCCCGACAUCCACCCGGCGGGAUGGUGCGAGAGCACCGGACACAAACUCUACACCCCCAGAGGCUGUAAAGAGGAGGAGUUUUCUUGGGCAAAUUACCUGAGAAUGAGUAAAGCACAAGUUGCCCCCGAAGAGGUGUUUGCCAGCCCUGGAAGAACGGAUAUGCAAUGUGGUUUCGAGGUGGGCAUGAAGCUGGAGGCGGUCGACCGCAUGAACCCCUCUCUGAUCUGUGUCGCGACUGUGACCGACGUGGUGGACGACCGCUUCCUGGUUCACUUCGACAACUGGGACGACACGUAUGACUACUGGUGUGAUGCCAGCAGUCCCUACAUCCAUCCAAUUGGAUGGUGCCAAGAGAGAAGCCUCUCCCUCACGCCACCUCAAGGUUACCCAGACCCAGGCAGGUUCUCUUGGCCAAGGUACCUGGAUGAGACUGGCUCUACCGCUGUGUCUGCUGACUCCUUUAAAGUGCGUCCCGCCCAUGGUUUCCAGGCUCAGAUGAAGUUGGAAGCAGUGGACAAAAGGAGUCCCGGCCUUAUCCGGGUGGCCACGGUGGAGGAGGUCGACACCCACCGCAUUAAGGUCCAUUUUGAUGGCUGGAGUCAUGUGUAUGAUGAGUGGAUGGACUCGGACAACCCUGACAUUCAUCCAGUGGGCUGGUGUGACAGUACAGGUCACCCUCUAAAAGUGCCCCCAUGUGAUUCCAACAAAACCCCAGACCUCGGCCCCAGAGAGCCUGCCACAACAGCCCAAUCCAGUUUCCCUUCCAUGCCCUGUAAAGGAAUCACCAACUCCAGAUCCAACAAGUACAGCUUCCAUCACAGGAAGUGUCCGACACCCGGAUGUGAUGGCUCGGGACACGUGACUGGGCGGUUUACAGCACAUCACUGUCUGUCAGGCUGCCCGUUGGCUGAGCGAAACCAGGGCAGACUCAAGACUGACCUAUCAGAUACAGAGGGGAGUGGAGCCAAGAGAAACAUCUUAGUCUUUGGCCAAAGGACCAAAAAGUCUCGGUACCAUGGCAGGAUUGGCCGGCCCCCCAAGUACAGAAAAAGCCAACAGAGAACAUACCAGACGAUGACCACAGAGGGGAUUUGCCCGUCUCUGUUCAUGUCUGCCUUGUCAGGUCACCCGGACCGAACCCUGUCUCUGUGCUGGGAGCAACACUGUAAACUGCUGCCUGGCGUCCAGGGCAUCCACGCUACACAGGUGGCAGCAUGGACAGUAGAGGAGGUCUUCGGAUUUGUACAGAAUCUGACUGGUUGUGAAGAACAGGCCUGUGUCUUCAAAGAGGAGAUGAUUGACGGGGAGGCCUUCCUAUUAUUGACACAGACCGACAUUGUGAAAAUCAUGAGCAUCAAGCUUGGUCCCGCCCUCAAAAUCUCCAAUGCUAUUUUAAUGUUCAAGAGUACUGACGAAGGUCUCAAGUGAUUGCGCCCUCACUUGACCAGAGACUGACCAAUCAUCAUGUGCCAAAUAAUUCAUUCAGAAUCCUACCCCUUUUUGUGUUUGGUGUUCAACACCCAUCAGAGAGAGAGCAUGAGAAGUGGUGGGAGACCAGGAAGAUUUGGGGUGAGAGGGCAUGGGAGAUGGGGACAGAAUUGAAAGAGGGAAAAAACAGGCCACAUGCCUAAGUACAGUUUUCUAUAAGGUUGCUUAACUGCUUGUGCAAUAAAAAUAGUCAAAUCAGAUGAAAUCUUACCUGAAAGUGUAAAGAGCAUCAAAUCUAUACUUUUAUAAGUAUGCAAAAUAUAUUAAAAACAUUUAUAUGUGAUUUAGUUGGAUGAAAUUAUGUUUUGUUCAGGAAUCAUGCUGCUGUACCUUUAGUAGGUCAGUAGAUAAAGCAAAUUGAAAGGUUUUAAUACCAGAAACGUUUUUAAAGCACUUAGAAAUGCUGAAAUUCAUUUGGAACAAAAAUAUCAAAAUAUUUGUGGUAUUUUUUGUUUUGUAUCUUGUUUAUAUUUUAUGUAGGUUUAUGCAAUGUACUUAUUGAAUGCUACAAGGGCUCCAGGAUUCUUGGAAAUACAUAUCUCUCUGGUGGGCGAACUGUGUCACUAUAUUCUUCGGUCAGAAUCAUUCAUUCCAUAUGAACAAAUAAAUGUCCAGUUCAAUUUCUUGUUUUGACUACAGUAAAUUGGUGAUGAAGUAAA
Molecule: messenger RNA, 3445 nt
Organism: Esox lucius (northern pike)
Lineage: Eukaryota; Metazoa; Chordata; Actinopteri; Esociformes; Esocidae
Gene: l3mbtl1
Product: L3MBTL histone methyl-lysine binding protein 1
Exons: 22
Coding region: 138-2726 (862 amino acids)
Biological process (GO): regulation of DNA-templated transcription
Cellular component (GO): nucleus
Molecular function (GO): zinc ion binding; protein binding
Source: RefSeq, a predicted model, not a curated record